This is a messenger RNA of Nannospalax galili (Upper Galilee mountains blind mole rat), 8071 nucleotides long. RefSeq names its product chondroitin sulfate proteoglycan 4 (gene Cspg4). The record is from RefSeq and is a predicted model, not a curated record. The transcript has 10 exons. Bases 67 to 7038 code for a protein of 2323 amino acids. NCBI's taxonomy places the organism in Eukaryota, Metazoa, Chordata, Mammalia, Rodentia, Spalacidae.
ACGAUUCUGGAGUCCAGACGCAGCUCUCGGUUCCCUCGCCUCCCGAGUCCAGCCCAGCCCGCCGCUAUGCGUCCUGGCCCACGGCACCCGCUGCCAGCCCCAGUCCUGGCCCUGGCUCUAACCUUGGCUCUGUUGGCCAGACCUGCCUUUCCUGCCUCCUUCUUUGGGGAGAACCACCUGGAGGUGCCUGUGCCCACAGCCCUGACCGACAUAGACCUGCAGCUCCAGUUUUCUACCUACCAGCCUGAAGCCCUGCUUCUCCUGGCAGCAGGCCAGGCUGAUUAUCUCCUCCUGCAACUCUCCUCCGGACACCUGCAGGUGAGACUUGUCCUGGGCAAGAGGGAGCUGAGGCUUCAGACCCCAGCAGACAUGGUGUUGAGCAACUCCAUCCCCCACACCGUGGUGCUCACUGUUUCUGACAGCCAGGCCAUGUUGUCCAUUGAUGGGCUCCUGAACAUCUCUGCCUCAGCCCCGGCAGCCCCACUCGAGGUUACCUAUGGGCUCUUUGUGGGGGGCUCUGGAAGCCUUGACCUGCCCUAUCUGAGGGGAACAAGCCGACCACUGAGGGGCUGCCUCCACUCAGCCACCCUCAACGGCCGCAGCCUCCUCCGUCCACUGACCCCUGAUGUUCAUGAAGGUUGUGCUGAAGAGUUCUCUGCCAGUGACGAUGUGGCCCUGGGCUUCUCUGGGCCCCACUCAUUGGCUGCCUUCCCUGCCUGGGGCACCCAGGAGGAAGGUAUCCUGGAGUUUACGCUCACCACAAGGAGUCAGCAGGCACCCCUGGCUUUCCAGGCAGGGGGGCAGCAUGGUGACUUCAUCUAUGUGGACAUAUUUGAGGGCCACCUGCGGGCUGUAGUUGAAAAGGGCCAAGGUACCAUGCUGCUCCAUAACAGCGUGCCUAUGGCUGAUGGGCAGCCCCAUGAGAUCAGCGUGCACAUAGAUGCUAACAGGCUGGAAAUCUCCGUGGACCAGUACCCUACACGUACUUCAAACCGUGGCAUCCUGAGCUACCUGGAACCACGUGGCAGUCUCCUCCUUGGAGGGCUGGACAGAGAGACUUCCCGUCACCUCCAAGAACACCGGCUAGGUCUGGUGUCAGGGUCUGCCAAUGCCUCCCUGGUAGGCUGCAUAGAGGACCUCAGUGUCAAUGGCCAGAGGCAGGGGCUCCGGGAUGCCUGGCUGACCCGCAGUAUGGCAGCUGGCUGCAGGCCCGAGGAAGAUGAGUAUGAGGAAGAUGCCUAUGGUCCAUAUGAAGCUUUCUCUACCCUGGCACCCGAGGCCUGGCCAGCCGUGAUGCUGCCAGAGCCAUGUGUUCCUGAUCCAGGACUGCCUCUUGUCUUUGCAAAUUUCACCCAGCUGCUAACCAUUAGCCCACUGGUGGUGGCUGAGGGUGGCACAGCCUGGCUUGAAUGGCGACAUGUGCAACCCACACUGGACCUGAUGGAGGCAGAGCUGCGGAAGUCCCAGGUGCUAUUCAGUGUGAGCCGUGGGGCACGUCAUGGAGAGUUGGAGCUGGACAUCCCAGGUGCCCAGGCCCGGAAAAUGUUCACCUUGCUGGACGUGGUAAAUCGUAAGGCCCGCUUUGUCCACGACGGCUCUGAGGAUACCUCUGACCAGCUGAUGCUAGAAGUGUCAGUGACGGCCCGAGUGACUGUGCCCUCCUGUCUGCGGAGGGGCCAAACUUACAUAUUGCCCAUCCAGGUGAACCCUGUCAAUGACCCUCCCCGUAUCAUCUUCCCUCAUGGCAACCUAAUGGUGAUCCUAGAACACACACAGAAACCACUGGGACCUGAGAUUUUCCAAGCCUAUGACCCAGACUCUGCCUGUGAGGGCCUCACCAUCCAGCUCCUUGGCACCUACACUGGUGUCCCUGUGGAGCAUCGAGACCAGCCCGGAGAGCCAGUAACUGAGUUUUCCUGCCGGGAGCUGGAGGCAGGCAAUAUAGUCUACAUUCACCGUGGUGGGCCUGCACAGGACCUAACAUUCCGCGUCAGCGAUGGGAUGCAGGCUAGUGCCCCAGCUACACUGAAAGUAGUGGCUGUCCGGCCAGCGAUACAGAUCCACCAUAGCACUGGACUGCACCUGGCUCAGGGUUCUGCCGCAUCAAUUUUGCCUGCCAACCUGUCAGUGGAAACCAAUGCUGUAGGGCAGGAUGUAAGCGUGCUGUUCCGAGUCACCGGCACCCUGCAGUUUGGGGAGCUGCAGAAACAGGGAGCAGGAGGAGUAGAGGGUGCUGAGUGGUGGGCCACACAGGCAUUCCACCAACGCGAUGUGGAGCAGGGUCGCGUGAGGUACCUAAGUACUGACCCACAACACCACACCCAGGACACAGUGGAGGACCUGACCCUGGAGAUACAGGUGGGCCAGGAGACAUUGAGCAAUCUGUCUUUCCCAGUGACCAUCCAGAGGGCCAUGGUGUGGAUGCUGAGAAUGGAGCCACUGCAUACUCAAAACCCCCAUCAGGAGGCCCUCACCCUAGCUCACCUAGAGGCUGCCCUGGAGGAGGAGGCAGGCCUACGCCCUCACACCUUCCACUAUGAGCUGGUUCAGGCCCCCAGAAAAGGUAACCUUCAGCUCCAGGGCACAAGACUGUCUGACGGCCAGAGCUUCAGCCAGGAUGACCUGCAGGCAGGUCGGGUGACCUAUAGGGCCACAGUGCGGGCUUCGGAGGCAGCCGAUGACUCAUUCCGUUUUCGUGUCACAGCUCCACCACACUUCUCCCCACUCUACACCUUCCCCAUCCACAUUGGUGGUGACCCAAAUGCUCCUGUCCUCACCAACGUCCUCCUUGUGGUACCUGAGGGAGGAGAGGAAGUCCUUUCUGCUGACCACCUCUUUGUCAAGAGUCUCAACAGCGCCAGCUACCUCUAUGAGGUCAUGGAGCGACCGCGCCAUGGGAGGUUGGCUUGGCGGGGACCACGGGGUAAGGCCACCCCAGUGACAUCCUUCACUAAUGAGGACCUGCUGCGUGGCCGGCUGGUCUACCAGCAUGAUGACUCUGAGACCACAGAGGAUGAUAUCCCAUUUGUGGCCACUCGCCAGGGAGAGGGCAGUGGUGACAUGGCCUGGGAGGAAGUGCGAGGUGUCUUCCGAGUGGCCAUCCAGCCUGUGAAUGAUCAUGCCCCUGUGCAGACCAUCAGCCACAUCUUCCAUGUGGCCCGGGGUGGACAGCGACUACUGACUACAGAUGAUGUGGCCUUCAGUGAUGCUGACUCAGGCUUCACCGAUGCUCAGCUGGUGCUGACUCGUAAGGACCUCCUCUUUGGCAGCAUUGUGGCUGUGGAGGAGCCCACACGGCCCAUCUACCGCUUUACCCAGGAGGACCUCAGGAAGAGGAAAGUCCUGUUUGUGCACUCUGGGGCUGAUCAUGGCUGGCUCCAACUGCAGGUGUCUGAUGGGCAGCACCAGGCCACUGCCAUGCUGGAGGUGCAAGCAUCUGAGCCCUAUCUUCGUGUAGCCAACGGCUCCAGCCUUGUGAUUCCACAAGGAGGCCAAGGCACCAUUGACACAGCCAUGCUCCACCUGGACACCAACCUAGAUGUCCGCAGUGGAAAUGAGAUCCACUAUCAUGUAACAGCUGGCCCUCACUGGGGGCAGCUGCUCCUGGCUGGCCAGCCAGUCACCACCUUCUCUCAGCAGGACCUGUUGGAUGGAGCCAUUCUCUAUAGCCACAAUGGCAGCCUCAACCCCCAUGACACCCUGGCCCUGUCUGUGGAAGCAGGGCCAGUACACACGGAUACAACCCUACAAGUGACCAUUGCCCUAGAGGGCCCCUUGGCCCCACUGCAACUGGUCCGGCAUGAAAAGAUCUACGUCUUCCAGGGGGAAGCAGCAGAGAUCAGAAGGGACCAGCUAGAGGCAGCCCAGGAGGCAGUGCUGCCAGCAGACAUCAUGUUCUCAGUGAGGACCCCCCCAAGCGCUGGCUACCUGGUGAUGGUAUCCCAUGGCAUUUCAGCAGAUGAGCCACCCAGUCUGGACCCUGUGCAGAGUUUCUCCCAGGAAGCAGUGGACAAAGGCAGGGUUCUCUACCUCCACUCCCGUCCUGAGGCCUGGAAUGAUUCCUUCUCCCUGGAUGUGGCCUCUGGCCUAGGCACUCCUCUUGAAGGCAUCCUUGUGGAGUUAGAAGUGCUACCCACAGUUAUCCCACUGGAGGUGCAAAACUUCAGCAUUCCUGAGGGUGGCACUCGAACCCUAGCCCCUCCGCUGCUCCACAUCACUGGGCCUUACUUCUCCAAACUGCCAGGCCUUGACCUACAGGUGCUAGAGCCACCCCGGCAUGGGACCCUGAAGAGAGAAGGUCAACCUCAGGAUGGGAGCCUCAGCACUUUCUCCUGGAGAGAGGUAGAAGAGCACCUGAUCCGCUAUGUACAUGAUGGAAGUGAGACACUGACAGACAGUUUUGUCCUGGUGGCUAAUGCCUCAGAGAUGGAUCGCCAGAGCCGCCCCAUGGCCUUCACUAUCACCAUCCUGCCUGUUAAUGACCAACCCCCUGUCCUCACUACAAACACAGGCCUGCAGAUCUGGGAAGGGGCUACUGUGCCCAUCCCUCCUGAGGCCCUCAAGAGCACAGACAAUGACUCAGGGACAGAAGACCUGGUCUACACCAUCGAACAGCCUAGCAACGGACGGGUAGUGCUGCGGGUGGCACCAAGCACAGAGGUCCGCCACUUCACACAGGCCCAGCUGGACAGUGGGCUCGUACUGUUCUCACACAGAGGAGCUCUGGAUGGAGGCUUCCGCUUCAACUUCUCUGAUGGCAAGCACAUGUCCCCUGGACAAUUCUUCCGAGUGGUGGCUCAGAAGCAAGUGCUCCUCUCUCUAGAGGGCAGCCAGACAUUGACUGUCUGCCCAGAGUCUAUGCAGCCACUUAGCAGCCAGAGCCUGAGAGCCAGCUCCAGCACAGGCACUGACCCCCAUCACCUGCUCUACCGGGUAGUACAAGGCCCCAGGCUUGGCCGACUCUUCCAUGCCCAGCAGGGUAGUGCUGGAGAGACCCUGGUGAACUUCACCCAGGCUGAGGUAUACGCUGGGAAUAUUCUGUAUGAGCACGAAAUGUCUCCUGAGCCUUUCUGGGAAGCCCAUGACAACAUAGAGCUCCUGCUGUCCUUACCACCUGCCCGGGAUGUGGCUGCCAACCUUGAUGUGAUUGUGUCUUUCGAGGCUGCCUGUCCCCAGCGCCCCAGUCGCCUCUGGAAAAACAAAGGUCUCUGGGUCCCUGAGGGUCAACGGGUCAAGAUCACCAUAGCUGCCCUUGAUGCUUCCAAUUUCCUGGCCAGUGUUCCAGCACCUCAGCACACACAGCAUGACGUGCUCUUCCAGAUCACUCAGUUCCCCACCAGGGGCCAGCUGUUGGUGUCUGAGGAGCCGCUCCACGCAAGAAGGCCCCACUUCCUGCAGUCUGAACUGGCUGCAGGACAGCUGGUGUAUGCCCACGGUGGUGGGGGUACCCAGCAGGAUGGCUUCCGCUUCCGUGCCCACCUCCAGGGGCCAAUGGGGACUUCUGUGUCAGGACCCCAAACCUCUGAGGCCUUUGCCAUCACUGUGCGGGAUGUGAAUGAGCGUCCCCCUCAACCACAGACCUCUAUUCCACUCCGGCUCAUUCGGGGCUCCCGCGCUCCUGUCUCUCGAGCCCAGCUGAGUGUGGUGGAUCCAGACUCAACUCCAGGGGAGAUUGAGUAUGAGGUACAGCGGGCACCCCACAAUGGCUUUCUGAGCCUGGUGGGAGGCAGCGCUGGCCCUGUGACCCACUUCACACAGGCAGACGUAGAUGCAGGACAGCUGGUCUUUGAGGCUAAUGGGAGCAGUGUGGCUGGCAUCUUUCAGCUGAGCAUGUCUGAUGGAGCCAGCCCCCCACUGCCGAUGUCCCUGGCUGUGGAUGUCUUACCAUCAGCCAUUGAGGUGCAGCUGCAAGCACCCCUGGAGGUGCCCCAAGCUUUAGGACGCUCCUCACUAAGCCAGCAGCAGCUCCAGGUGAUUUCAGAUCGUGAGGAGCCAGACGUAGCAUACCGUCUCACUCAGGAGCCCCUGUAUGGACAGCUUCUAGUGGGUGGGCAACCCGCCUCUGCCUUCAGCCAGCUGCAGGUAAACCAAGGGGAAGUGAUCUUUGCCUUCACUAACUUCUCUUCCUCUCAGGAUCACUUCAAAGUCCUGGCGCUGGCCAGGGGUAUGAAUGCAUCAGCCACUGUGAAUGUUACAGUGAGGGCUCUGCUGCAUGUGUGGGCAGGUGAGCCAUGGCCCCAGGGUACCACCUUGCGCCUAGACCCCACUGUGCUAGAUGCCAGUGAGCUAGCCAACCUCACAGGCAGUAUGCCCCACUUCCGGCUUCUGGCAGGACCCCGAUAUGGCCGUGUGGUCCGUGUGGCCCGAGCCCGAGCAGAACCUAGGAAUAAUCAACUUGUGGAGCAGUUUACUCAGCAGGACCUGGAAGAGGGGAGACUGGGGCUGGAGGUGGGCAGGCCAGAGGGUAGGUCCCCUGGCCGAGCAGGUGACAGUCUCACUCUGGAGCUGUGGGCCAGGGGUGUCCCACCUGCCGUGGCCUUGCUGGACUUUGCCACUGAACCUUAUCAUGCAGCCAAGCCCUACAGUGUGGCCCUGCUCAGUGUCCCUGAGGCUUCUCGGACAGAAACAGAGAAGCCAGAGAGAAGCACACCCACUGGCCAACCUAGCCUAGCAGCAUCCACCCCAGUGCCUACUGCAGCCAAGGGCGGUUUCCUAGGCUUCCUGGAGGCCAACAUGUUCAGUGUCAUCAUCCCCGUGUGCCUGGUUCUCCUGCUCCUGGCCCUCAUCUUGCCUCUGCUCUUCUACCUCCGCAAACGCAACAAGACAGGCAAGCACGAUGUCCAGGUGCUGACCGCCAAACCCCGCAACGGCCUGCCUGGUGAUACAGAGACCUUUCGCAAGGUAGAACCAGGCCAAGCCAUCCCACUGACAGCUGUGCCUGGCCAGAGACCCCCGCCAGGAGGUCAGCCUGACCCAGAGCUGCUUCAGUUCUGCCGGACACCCAACCCCGCCCUCAGGAAUGGCCAGUACUGGGUGUGAGCCCUGGCCUGGGCCCAGAUGCUACCCACCCCCCAAACCCACUACUUCUGUGCCCUGAUGCUGCCUGGGGAUCCCCAGAGCCAAAAAGAACUGGAGAUGCCAGGGGUAGAGGAAUGGGGAUCCUGGACAGAGUGGAAUCAAGAGCUGGAACCUCCCUCAGUUCACUUAGACCUGGAGAACCACAGGGGCUACAGUGGGAAGCAGACUAAAGUCAUCCUGCUGCCCAAACCAGGUUGACCUCCUAGGUGGGUCACAACUCUGCUUCUUGGGUCUGUGACCUUAGGUAAGUCACAUCUGACUUAGGCUGCCAAGAAGGUCCGGAGAAGAGAGCACCCUGGGUUUUCCAUCCCAAGCCUGAUCUCCUCUUGUCUCUGCCCCAGACCUGAAGGACAAACUCUCUCACUCUGGUGUUUUAGGGAGAUGCUAUUCCCUGGAGCUGAGCAGGGAGGUGUGUUAGCCGAUAGAUUAAUAUAUUCAGGGUGCAGGGUGGGUUGGGCUGCUCUGGGGCUGGCUUAUUUAAGGCAAGAAAGUUAUUUAACAUGGUGCUGGGCUACCCAGGCCUGAUGGAACCCCUGAGGGUAUGGGAUGGAGGAGGAUCUGAAGCUAGUUCACUCCCAGGUCCUACUUGGAAGCCCUGAAGCAUUGGUGGACAGCCCAAAGCAGCCUAGUUUGGAGAGGGCCACUCUGUUGGCCAUGUCCCUCUAAGGACUAGGGAACAGGCAGGUUGGGGCACUUGGCUUCAUGGAGCCUGGUUAAAUGGUGCUCCAGGGGCUCUGGACAGCUGAGUGUUGUUUUUGUCAGACUAUGCCCUGGGCUCUUAUCCAUGGUGGCCUCACUCCCAUGGGACAGGUCUCACAGGGUUGGGGAUGGGCAGAUCUGGACAAACCUCUGAAUUUUCACCUCCUGGGGCCUUCCUGAAGUCCUCUACCCCUACCUGUAUGGGCAGGUGGGCCAUUUGUUGAGAUGGGACCAAAGCCCUUCCUCUAUAAGGAACUUCAGGGAAAGAAUAAAAAUAAAUACUCCCAGCCCUAGA